AUGCUAAAUCAUGGAGACGGUAGUACUGCAGCUCUGGAUGUGCUUACCUCCUCCACAGAUCUCACCAGAAAUGUGGUUUUGACAGAUCAGCAACAGGUGUUGCUGAGUGGAAUGCUGGUACCAGGAGUGACAGGAAACCAGGCGAUUCACAUCAACAUGACGCGUGAUGGAAGUAGUGGCAUGGAGGUGGAUGAAACAUCACAAGAUGAACAGGUAUUUGAACUCUGUCCAGUCAUAAGUAGGUCAAAUACAAUUUUCCAGAUGCAUACCGUCAAUAAUCUUUAAGACAGUAAGCGAUGUUUCCGCAACAUUAGGUUGGUCAGUUAGUAUGCUGUAUCUCUGAGGCAUGCAUUUCAACUAAUCCACCCUCCAGCUGACUGGUGAAAAUUGACUUUGUCUGUAAGUAAACUUUUUCCUUUAAAAAUUUCAUGGUUACUUGAAUCAAGGUUUUAAGAUAUUAAUAUGGAAGUCGUGGGAUUUCAGAAAUAAGUAUGUUGAGUUUCCGUUUAUCCUUGUUGGUUAUUGUAAAAUGUUGAGUUCUGCUGCUAAUUUGGUGCUGGUGAAACUCAAAAUCUUCUUAUUAUUAAAAGCAAAUAUGUUACAAAGAAAUGAGAGUUUCUUGGUAGACCAGUGCAUUGUUCGUUUGAUCUUGAGGACCUUUUGGGUUUGGUAUGACUUACUCAUGAACCGUAGCUUCAAUGAGUUAACCAUAUUAACCAGUUUAAUAGGCCGUCUUAGGGUGGGUAUGCUUUCCUAUUUUGAUUUUCAAAACCAGUCAUUUCUUGCAUUGAGGAGGAAGCCAUGUCCCUGUUGGCAUUGUACAAUUUAUUAUUGUUUGUGCACUUUUAGGCAUAAUUUCAACCCCUCAUUGUGUUGUUUGUCGCCAUUUAAUUUGUCUCAUGUUGCCAUUUCAAGGCCAUGUUGCUUGUCGAAAUUUUACCUGGGAAGGGCCUCAUUAGAGUCUCUAGCCAGAUCCUGGACAGAAUUAUGUCAUUGGUAUGGUUAUUUAUGGGACCAAAAUGCAAAUGUCUCCCUAUUGUGAAAUGUCCCCAGUGGCAGAGAGCGGGUGACAAGUCAGGCUGUAUUCACAGGCUAGUCCAAGUUUUUGUAUUUUCUUCAUUAUAACUCAUAAACAAGGUUCUCUGUAGACAAAAUCAGAUAUACGUGUUAGACAUGCAGUAUGGUGCAGUAUUGCACAGUCACUAAUAAAAGAUAACAAUAUUAUUGCGGUAAUUUGCAUCAACAGGAGGAUGAGGAACAGUGUNUUUUGACAGAUCAGCAACAGGUGUUGCUGAGUGGAAUGCUGGUACCAGGAGUGACAGGAAACCAGGCGAUUCACAUCAACAUGACGCGUGAUGGAAGUAGUGGCAUGGAGGUGGAUGAAACAUCACAAGAUGAACAGGUAUUUGAACUCUGUCCAGUCAUAAGUAGGUCAAAUACAAUUUUCCAGAUGCAUACCGUCAAUAAUCUUUAAGACAGUAAGCGAUGUUUCCGCAACAUUAGGUUGGUCAGUUAGUAUGCUGUAUCUCUGAGGCAUGCAUUUCAACUAAUCCACCCUCCAGCUGACUGGUGAAAAUUGACUUUGUCUGUAAGUAAACUUUUUCCUUUAAAAAUUUCAUGGUUACUUGAAUCAAGGUUUUAAGAUAUUAAUAUGGAAGUCGUGGGAUUUCAGAAAUAAGUAUGUUGAGUUUCCGUUUAUCCUUGUUGGUUAUUGUAAAAUGUUGAGUUCUGCUGCUAAUUUGGUGCUGGUGAAACUCAAAAUCUUCUUAUUAUUAAAAGCAAAUAUGUUACAAAGAAAUGAGAGUUUCUUGGUAGACCAGUGCAUUGUUCGUUUGAUCUUGAGGACCUUUUGGGUUUGGUAUGACUUACUCAUGAACCGUAGCUUCAAUGAGUUAACCAUAUUAACCAGUUUAAUAGGCCGUCUUAGGGUGGGUAUGCUUUCCUAUUUUGAUUUUCAAAACCAGUCAUUUCUUGCAUUGAGGAGGAAGCCAUGUCCCUGUUGGCAUUGUACAAUUUAUUAUUGUUUGUGCACUUUUAGGCAUAAUUUCAACCCCUCAUUGUGUUGUUUGUCGCCAUUUAAUUUGUCUCAUGUUGCCAUUUCAAGGCCAUGUUGCUUGUCGAAAUUUUACCUGGGAAGGGCCUCAUUAGAGUCUCUAGCCAGAUCCUGGACAGAAUUAUGUCAUUGGUAUGGUUAUUUAUGGGACCAAAAUGCAAAUGUCUCCCUAUUGUGAAAUGUCCCCAGUGGCAGAGAGCGGGUGACAAGUCAGGCUGUAUUCACAGGCUAGUCCAAGUUUUUGUAUUUUCUUCAUUAUAACUCAUAAACAAGGUUCUCUGUAGACAAAAUCAGAUAUACGUGUUAGACAUGCAGUAUGGUGCAGUAUUGCACAGUCACUAAUAAAAGAUAACAAUAUUAUUGCGGUAAUUUGCAUCAACAGGAGGAUGAGGAACAGUGUAGUGAUGGCAAACGUCAUGUGUGCCCACACCCUGACUGUAAUGUAGUGUGUUCCAAAGCAUCUAAAUUGAAGCUUCAUAUGCUAGUGCAUACAGGGGAAAGACCCAUCAAGGUAUCUAAGAAAUUAAAAAAAAAUUAAAGAAGAGUCUCCCAUUGUGUAGUCUCCCUCGCAGCCCUUUUUUGGAUGUCACGCAAUGCUUCCCCUUGUGUGACAUCCAAAAAAUGGCUGCAAGGGAGACUAUCUAUUGUGAGAUUUGUAAAAUUUUCAUUUGUGAGAGUCAAUGAAAAGCAAAUUAUAACUUGGGAAAGUGCUUCUAAAGACCUUCCAUGUGAAUUGUCUCAAAGUUCAAUAAUGUCAAAUACACACACUGUAUGCAUUUUGUUAUACAACAGCUUCCCCCAGACUGGUUUUAUCAAACCAUAUGGUUUUGUCAUUGUUUGUGUUUUUUUCAUCAAAGCACAGAUAAUUAAGCAGUUAACCAUAGCAUAAGCACUGAGUAGUUCCUUGGAAGUAAGUGACCUGAACCCUGACUUGAAGUCAAGCCAUCUUUUUAGCAUCAGAAAACAGUACAGUUAAAAAAUGCCUUGGAAAGAAUGGUAGCUAUUUUUGAAUGGUGACAUAUUUUAAUAGUCAGAGAUCCAGCCCUUGGGGAAAGCUCAGGAGUGGUAGGGGGGGGGGGUACUUCUUAGUAGUACACUAAUGGGAGUGUGCCGCUGGAUGGGGUCACUAAAAUGGGAUUGCUAAAAUUACUUUUUUCCCAAAGUGACUAAUAUGGGGCCUAUAAUAAUAUGGCCACAGAAUAGACUAAUGGGGUCAGGGUUCUAAGAGGCCAGCGGCACAUACUCAGCAAAAAUUAGCCCAAGUAGCCACGAGGGGUGGGGGAGGUGGAGAUGGGGGGCUGCACUCAUCAAGACCAUGUGAUGAGGGGGAGGGCAGUCUCCAUUUUUUUCCCCAGGAAGGGAAAAAAAAGGGGGGUUGGGUCCUUCCCUAGAUCUGCCACCACUUCAUACGAUGUCACCUGCAAAAUCAAAGGUUCAAGCCAUGUUACACAUCAUAACAAAUGGUCACCCAGUUGGAUUUCGUCAUGAGAUUAAUGCCUUUUUUAUUGAUUUCAGUGUCCUCAAGAAGGGUGUGAAUGGGCAUUCACAACGUCAUACAAAAGGAAGAGGCACGUUCGAGGUCACACUGGAGAGAAGCCAUUUCUGGUAGGUUUUUUACACAGCCUUAUUUGGGUUUAACAGAUCGACAUGCCAUGUUCAAUUUUCAAGUACCAAGGGUAAAUGUAGUAUAUACUGUCUUGACCUCUACUUCUGUUGUUGUGGACAGGUAGGUGGGAACCAAGGAAAAGAAGGGAAGGAUUUAGUCUAGACGAAGUCUAGCCUGUGUCAGGCUCUGAGAUAGUUGGGAUGUUGCAAAAUUAUAACAAGCCAAGCAAAAAUAUGAUGUGUGCAAUCUGAGGAAGGGGAAAGUGGCUCUCUCUUUCCCCAGUCCUUAAGCAUUUUUACUGCAAAACAUCGCAUUACUAUCUUGGAGCCUGGAAGAGGCUUCCUGAAGCCUGAAGAGUUAAUCAGGGUGCAAAGAAAGUCAGUUUUACAGCCUGCCAUUCGGGCGAGCUCUAGUUAGCAUGUACUAGCCCACAAGCCAUUUCAACUAGCCCCGAAACCCUUUUUUAUUAGCAGGAUUGAUUACAAUCCUUUUGUAAUUUGAAUUUCCCCAAAAAACAGCACUUGCCCGUCAGGCAAGUUAAGAACACAUAUCACUAGCCCAAUAGCAAAAUCCACUAGCCCCAGGCUAUCAGACACGACUUUCUUUGCAUGCUGUCAAGAGAGUUGAUUAUCUUUUAAAAGCUUGGAUUUGAUGUGUAGGAUAUAAAAAUGUUGCAAAUUGGAUGACUGGUGGACUCUUUUAUUUAACAGUGCACCCAUGAAGGAUGUGGCAAGUGUUUCACCACCGCUUACAACUUGAAGACACGUGUCAGAGCCCACUACAGAACAGACACCCACAUGUGCAGGUACGAAGGCUGUGACAAGACAUUUGCUACAGCCCACAACCUAAAAGUUCAUGAAAGAAGACAUCAAACAGAGAACAAGCCAUAUAAAUGCGAAAUGGAGGGGUGCGGUAAGGUGUUCUCUGCCAAUGGGACUUUAACAGCCCACAUGAAGAUUCACAGUGGAGAAAGACCACAUGCAUGUCCUGUAGAUGGAUGUGAGAAAAGGUUUACAAUUAGGCAUCGAAGUUAAAGCUGCAAUUGAGGUCACAUACGGGUGAAAGGCCAUUUCACUGUGAAGUACAG
Porites evermanni is the source of this 4746-nucleotide messenger RNA. The record is from the annotation of a GenBank genome assembly. Lineage: Eukaryota; Metazoa; Cnidaria; Anthozoa; Scleractinia; Poritidae.